Neurospora tetraspora is the source of this 414-nucleotide messenger RNA. RefSeq lists its product as uncharacterized. Lineage: Eukaryota; Fungi; Ascomycota; Sordariomycetes; Sordariales; Sordariaceae. The record is from RefSeq and is a predicted model, not a curated record. The transcript has a single exon. Bases 1 to 414 code for a protein of 137 amino acids.
AUGUCCGCAGCCGCUGAGCCAUCCACCACUGCUACGAAGCUCUCCAAGGAGGAGGAAAUCGCCCAGCUUCAAGCCAGGCUCAAGGAGUUAGCGCCUGAUGAUUCCGCCAUCGUCAAGAGCAAAGUCAAACUUGACGCACCAGACAAGUUUGGUGGGCAGCAGACCAAGUUGGCUGGGUUCUUGCUCCAAAUCAGAACCUACCUGGACCACUACGAAGCCAACUUUCCCACCGAUUAUAAGAAAGUCAUCUUCCUCGGCACUAGACUCACCGACCAAGCCCUCAUCUGGUACGAGCCGAUCCUCCAGGACCACUACCUCAACGGCGAUGAAGCCCAGGAUUUCACAAAAAAGAUCCUACACUCCGUCAAAGAGUUCGCCGAACGCUCUCACCCAUGUCUUCGGAGAACAGGAUGA